Triplophysa rosa is the source of this 5036-nucleotide messenger RNA. RefSeq names its product adenylate cyclase type 8. Gene Ontology annotation, cellular component: plasma membrane. The coding region runs from base 250 to 3852 and encodes 1200 amino acids. Gene Ontology annotation, biological process: intracellular signal transduction; adenylate cyclase-activating G protein-coupled receptor signaling pathway; cAMP biosynthetic process. Gene Ontology annotation, molecular function: adenylate cyclase activity. Lineage: Eukaryota; Metazoa; Chordata; Actinopteri; Cypriniformes; Nemacheilidae. The transcript is spliced from 20 exons. The record is from RefSeq and is a predicted model, not a curated record.
CAGGAAUGUUGUUAAGGUGCCAUAGAGACCAAUGACCCAUGGAGCCCCUCAGUUCAGGUGUUCUCUAUUCUGCAGCAUGUGACGUCACUGAUGGAUGCUCUGGGCAUCAGUGCUGAAUUGCUGUGGAUGAUAAUAUGUAAGAUGCAGAGAAUCAAAGAAAAGACUUUUUGAUGAAACUGAAAAGGUGGAUUUCUCCAACAGAAUGUAGACCAAAGUCCUGAGAAGUGUAUUAUUGUACAGAUAACCCCUAUGGCUCAUUUAAACUCUCUCCAGAACGGAGAUUUGGUAGGUCCUUAUCUCAUGGGUACUGGUGUUAAGACUGUGGCCGCCAUGGUUACGUUCAACGACUCAACUGACAUCCACAAGAUGCAGCCGCCGUCCUGCAUACUCACUCAUCAGUCGCCAGGCCUGCGACGCAAACAGCUGAUGUGGCAGAAUGCCGUCAAACACAUCAUCAGCCAACGGGGCCUGAGGGAGCAGUUUGGCUUGGAGCCGGCCCGGAAGAUUCACGUCACUGAUGCCUACAUUGAUGAAAUCAACCAACAGAUACGCAGCAAAGCAUCACGGGGUAUUGCCAAACGACGUUACUCUGUCGCCAGGGUUCAUCCAUCUUUUUUCGGAGAGCGUAGCGGCUCUUCUGGCACGCAGUCUCGAACGUCUGCAGACUACAUCAGCGACGCUGACUUUUUUGUGCACUGGGGCCACAUCAUCCACGGGGUGUAUGUGCCUACAUUGAGACACACCUUCAAAUCCCGAGACCUUGAGAAACUUUACCAGCGCCAUUCCUCGCACACUAGAAGAACUUCAUUGGUUGUCACCAACAUCAUUGAUGUAGCUGCCAAACUGCAUCUGUAUUUGCUCUACCUGGCCAUGGCACCGGGGGGCUUGGACACACUGCUGGGAUGGUGCACGGGGUUCUUUGUGGUCUGCGCGGUUGCACUGUGUGUUUUGGUACUCGCCUGCAAACGUUCGCAUUCACCGAGAUGGUUGCAUUAUGCUGGCAUGGCUAGCUGGCUGUCACAGACAACUCAGGUAUUGGGUGGACUGGCAUACGGGUUGGAGAGAGACCAGUCCUGGUAUGUUCUGUUUACCCUGUUUGCCACAUACACUCUGCUACCACUACCAUUGCUUUGGGCUAUUGGGGCUGGAACACUCACCUCAACACUGCACCUCAUUGCAGAGGCCGUACGCCACUUCAGUGAAGUAGGACUGCUGAGAAAGAUUCUGGCCAAGGCUUUACUGUACAUCAGCAUGAACGUGGCGGGUUUGUUUAUCCAUUACCUGACGGAUCGAUCCCAGAGACAAGCUUUCCUCGAGACGCGGCGCUGCAUCGAAGGCCGCAUGAAGCUGGAAACUGAAAACCAGAGACAGGAGCGUUUGGUGCUGUCGAUCCUGCCUCGCUUUGUUGCCUUGGAAAUGAUCGCUGAUAUGACCUCUAUGGAUGAUGAGCUCGAUCCACAGGAAUUUCACAAAAUAUACAUCCAUCAGUAUAAAGAUGUCAGCAUACUCUUUGCUGAUUUAAAAGGCUUCACGCUGUUAUCCAUGAACAUGUCUGCUCAAGAGUUAGUGCGCUUACUCAAUGAGCUCUUCGGACGUUUUGAUCGGCUGGCCGAGGAGUAUCACUGCUUGAGAAUAAAGAUCUUGGGGGACUGUUACUACUGUGUGUCUGGGGUACCAGAGCCUCAGCGGGCACAUGCCAACUGCUGUGUGGAGAUGGGAUUGGCCAUGAUCAGCACCAUCAGAUUUUUAAGGAAACAACUGAACUUUGACAUGGACAUGCGGAUUGGGAUCCACUCUGGUUCGGUUCUCUGUGGUGUUCUGGGCCUGCAGAAAUGGCAGUUUGAUGUUUGGUCAUGGGAUGUGGGCAUUGCCAACAUGCUUGAAGCAGGAGGGAUCCCUGGACGCAUCCACAUUUCACGUGCUACCCUGGACUGCCUGGAUGGAAGCUACCAGACAGAAGACGGGCGUGGAUAUGAACGCAAUGAGUUUCUUCGAAAACACAACAUUGACACGUUCCUCAUCUGCCACAAGGAAGAGGACCUGGAUCGAGUGGAAGCCGAACCUCCAAAACCCAGACAAAAGAUCUUGGCAUCCUUCAGCAAUGCCUCUUACACACAGCUCCCUAAUUCCUCAGCGCUUAGGUCAACAUCCAAGGAGAUCAACAAACGAAUCGAGCACGCCAUUGAUCUCCGCAGCAGUGAGCGUAUGCGUCAGGAACACAUCACUCCGGCCACAUUGGUGUUUAAAGAUACGCACAUUGAGGAGAAGUUCUCACAGGUGAGGGAUGAGAUGUUUAAGACCAAUCUGGUCUGCUCUUUCAUCAUGUUUGUCCUCCUCUUGGCUGUCCAAGCCCUCAUCCCUGCACCCAGGUUGUAUCAGUGGUCAGCAGUGCAGUUUUGUCUGUUCCUCUUGGGCUAUACGGUUUUGCUGGUAAUGGCCCUGGCUGAGGAGUUCAAACAUUGCCCCGGUGUCAUUCAGCAGCUCUGCUGCUGGAUCCAUGAAAACGAUAAAAUGCGCAACCUGCUCACGGUCACGGCUAUGGCUAUCAACUUUGGCAUCGCCCCCUGUGAUAUGAUAUGGUGCAGUUCUUCUGAGACAGGGGACAUCGGCACCAAUGACACAGAGGAACAUCAGACCAGCCAAAUACCACUAACUGUGUGCACCUAUCCAGAGUUCUUCGUCCUGAGUGGCGUGGUAUCUAUGGUGACCUGUGCUGUGUUCCUGAGGAUGAGCUCUCUGUUAAAGUUGACUAUUCUGUUGCUGGUGGUGGCCGUCUAUGCAUACUUCAUUGAAUUGUCAUUUCACAUGCUGUAUUUAAAUCAGCAGGAACAGUUAAGUAGGUCUCACUACCUCAGAAGGAAAGGAGUCUCAAUUCUGUUGAUGGGAAUGUUCGUCAUUGCUGUGUUCUACAAUGGUCGACGGUGGGAAGCUACAGCACGGCUGGACUUCCUGUGGCGUCUGCAGGCUCAGCAGGAAGUUCAGGAGAUGAGAGAGCUGAGGGAACACAAUGAGUGUCUGCUGCAUAACAUCCUGCCCGCACACGUCGCACGUCACUUCCUGGAGAGGAACAGAAAUGAUGAGGAGCUGUACUCUCAGUCAUACGAUGAGGUGGGAGUGAUGUUUGCCUCUAUCGCUGGCUUCAAUGACUACUAUGAGCAGAAAGAGAUCAAACAUGAGGGCGUUGAGUGUCUCAGACUGCUCAAUAAUAUCAUUGCCGACUUUGAUGAGCUUUUAGAGGAGACAUAUUUUAUAGACAUUGAGAAAAUAAAAACUAUUGGCAGUUGCUACAUGGCUGCAUCCGGUCUAUCGCCCAAACAGUCUCAUGUUGGAAAUGGCUGGCAUCAUCUCAGCGAGUUGGUUUUGUUCGCUCUGGCCAUGCAGGAGACCCUGAGAGAGAUCAACAAACACUCAUCAAACAAUUUUCAGCUCCGUGUCGGAAUUGCCCACGGUCCUGUUGUUGCGGGUGUCAUAGGGGCCACCAAACCCCAGUAUGAUAUCUGGGGCAUGACAGUAAACCUAGCGAGUCGGAUGGACAGCAAUGGGGUCAAUGGAAGGAUUCAGGUUCCCGAGGCCACGCGCAAUAUUCUGGCCGACUGGGGCUUUGUGUUUGAGCUGCGUGGUGAGAUAUUCAUAAAGGGCGUCAGUGAGCGACAGGGAGGUGUCCGGACGUACUUCAUAAGCACCAAAAGGCGUGAGAUGACAAAUAAUGGCAAUGUCCAGGACAAGAAUGGGCACAGUGGAAGAACCACUCUGGCCGCUGUGGUCUUCGGCCUGGUGCAAGCCAUUCAUAGAGAGAAACAAAGGGGCACCAAUGGAGGUUUUACUUUGCCAAGCAAUAACUUCACCGCAUGAUGAUAUGAAAUAUCAAGUUCGGAUUCAUGAUGAUGAGUCAUCAAAUCUGCCUUCAUAUUCGAAAGGAUACCUCAGAUGUCUUUAUAGACUUGUCAUAUGGACUACAGAAUACAAAUAAAAUAAUAUAUAUAUAGAAGAUAUUUUGAGACAUGUCUCAGUUGUUUUGUGUCCAUACAAUGGCUGUCAAUAGGGUCCAAUGUUGUUUGCUUAACAACAUUCAUCAAAAUAUCUUCUUUUGUAUUCUGCAGAAGAAAGUCAUACAGGUUUGAAAUGAUCAUUUUUUUCCCUUUAACUUAGGAACUUAUUUGUUCUUCUAAAGAGGUAACUUCAAGAAUGGUUCUUUAAUAAUACAUUGAUACAUCUUGUGAGUAAACAAAUAUUUUCCCUCACUACAGCCAAUGUAAACAUAUUCAGAUAAACACAGUUUACAUUUUACUUUUAGCGAAUUCUUACUCAUUCACACCGUGGCAGUAUAAAAAUACCUCACAUCGUCACAUGUACAAUAGAUUGUGUACAUGACUUCUUGGUAAGUUCCAUUGCAUGUUUUUUUACCUCAUAUGACUAAUAGUUGAGAUUUAAAAAUGGUAAAUAUUUUGGACAGUAUAUGCUUUUUUAAGGUUAAAAUAGAAAUAGAUAAAAUAACGUUCUAUAUUUUCUUGUUAAAUGUUCCGCUUUCAAAUCCGUGGUUUGUUUAGCUUAAACUUAAAUGCCAUAAACAUAAUUCAUGUAUUACAGCCAUUUAAUGUUGCCUUGGGACAGAACUGUAAUUUCUAGUGUGUGCUAAAGUAAAUAUUUACAUAAAACCACCAUUAUUUACCAGAUUAUAUUUUCAUAUGAUUCAUGUGUAGUGAUUUCAUUGAAAAAGGAUGUCAUACUUGACACUCUUUAUAAACCAGUGUAGCCUUGUGUCAAAUCAUGUGUGACAGUAUUACCGUGGUAUUUUUUGUCUAAGGUAUCUUGGAGUGCCCUAUAAAUGGUACAUAAAUAUAAGAGAUAUCAAUGUCAUGGUAUACCAUCUGAUCAGGACCAUGGUACAUCCAGAGUAGUUUUGUAAAGGUCUUCCUUAAAUUACUGCAUUCAAUUUACCAACCAUUUGUUUAGAGGUUGUAACUUAUACACAGGCCUACUGUAUACAUAGGCGUAUUUAAUAAACACAUUUUCGUGCAUCUGUCUGAUCCAGUUUU